Tupaia belangeri chinensis (Chinese tree shrew) is the source of this 1596-nucleotide messenger RNA. RefSeq names its product serine/threonine-protein phosphatase PP1-gamma catalytic subunit. Lineage: Eukaryota; Metazoa; Chordata; Mammalia; Scandentia; Tupaiidae. The transcript has a single exon. Bases 38 to 958 code for a protein of 306 amino acids. Gene Ontology annotation, molecular function: protein serine/threonine phosphatase activity. The record is from RefSeq and is a predicted model, not a curated record. Gene Ontology annotation, cellular component: cytoplasm; nucleus.
GCAGAGCGGCUGCAGGACGGUUGGCGGUGGCAGGGUGAUGGCGGAUAUAGACAAGCUCAACAUCAACGGCAUCAUCCAACGACUGCUGGAAGUGAGAGGGUCCAAGCCUGGUAAGAAUGUCCAGCUCCAGGAGAAUGAAAUCAGAGGCCUGUGCUUAAAGUCUCGAGAGAUAUUUCUCAGUCAGCCUAUCCUACUAGAACUUGAAGCGCCGCUCAAAAUAUGUGGUGACAUUCAUGGGCAAUACUAUGACUUGCUUCGACUUUUUGAAUAUGGUGGUUUCCCGCCAGAAAGCAACUACCUGUUCCUUGGGGACUAUGUGGACCGGGGGAAGCAGUCAUUGGAAACCAUCUGCCUCUUACUGGCCUACAAAAUCAAAUACCCGGAGAAUUUCUUUCUUCUCCGAGGGAAUCAUGAGUGUGCCAGCAUCAACAGAAUUUAUGGGUUUUACGAUGAAUGUAAAAGAAGAUAUAGCAUCAAACUGUGGAAAACGUUCACAGACUGUUUUAACUGUUUGCCAAUAACAGCCAUCAUCGAUGAGAAAAUAUUCUGCUGUCAUGGAGGUUUAUCACCAGAUCUUCAAUCUUUGGAGCAGAUCCAGCGAAUUUCGCGACCAACUGAUGUACCAGAUCAAGGUCUUCUUUGUGAUCUUUUGUGGUCUGACCCUGAUAAGGAUGUCUUAGGCUGGGGUGAAAAUGACAGAGGAGUGUCCUUCACGUUUGGUGCAGAUGUGGUUGCAAAGUUCCUCCGUAAGCAUGAUUUGGAUCUUAUAUGUAGAGCCCAUCAGGUGGUUGAAGAUGGAUAUGAAUUUUUUGCAAAGAGGCAAUUGGUCACUCUGUUUUCUGCACCCAAUUACUGUGGAGAAUUUGACAAUGCAGGGGCCAUGAUGAGUGUGGAUGAAAAACUAAUGUGUUCUUUUCAGAUUUUAAAGCCCAUAGAGAAAAAGAAACUGAAUGCCUAAGACCUGUGACCCUGCCAAGGGGUAUCACAAAGAAAGCAAAAAAUAGAUGUCACUUCGACACUGUCUAGUUGGGACUUGUCACAUAUAGUACAUAUACAAUCUUCCUUUUUGAAACUGUAAUGUAUACUGGUCAGUUUGCUCAGAUCUGUGUGGGGGCCCCUGCUUCCAUUUUUGAUUUAAUGAAUGCCAUUUGCUGGUUAUACCAGCGAAUGAAAACUCCACUCUCAAGGAAAAGUGUUCAGUUUUGUUUUCAAUUCCUUGUGCAAACAGCUUUAAUGAUGCUAUUAAAGCUGUGCAUCCCAGGACAGUUUAUCCUGUCUCAGGGGCAAGUCUACAGUUAAUUUUUAAAAAUUCCGUAUGACCCAUGAAUAAUGUAAACACUCAAUUUCUUUAGGAUAUAAAGAGAGCCCUGGGUUGCUCUGAAUCUGUACAUGUUACUGUCAUAAAAUGCAUGCUGUUGAUACAAACCACUGUAAACAUUUUUUAUUUUAGAGUUUUGUUUAAAGGGAUUGCUUUUUCCUCAUUGUCUUGUUAUGUACAAACUAAUUUUUGUAGUUGCCAACAUUAGGAAUAACUUUCAACCUUGCGAGCAUCACUGGUAUGAUAUGUAUUUAAUUAAAACACGCUUUCCGCCUACC